This is a messenger RNA of Condylura cristata (star-nosed mole), 951 nucleotides long. Its product is annotated as olfactory receptor 51G1. Gene Ontology annotation, cellular component: membrane. Gene Ontology annotation, molecular function: olfactory receptor activity; G protein-coupled receptor activity. Lineage: Eukaryota; Metazoa; Chordata; Mammalia; Eulipotyphla; Talpidae. The transcript has a single exon. The record is from RefSeq and is a predicted model, not a curated record. Gene Ontology annotation, biological process: G protein-coupled receptor signaling pathway. The coding region runs from base 1 to 951 and encodes 316 amino acids.
AUGACCAUCUUUUACAAUAGCAGCCUGGAUAAAGCCACUUUCUUCCUGAGCGGCUUUCCGGGUCUAGAAGCUCUUCACGGCUGGAUCUCUAUUCCCUUCUGCUCCAUCUACUUGACAGUCAUUGUAGGAAAUGUCACCAUCCUCCAUGUCAUCAGAACCGAUGCCACCCUCCAUGAACCCAUGUACUAUUUCUUGGCCAUGUUGGCACUCACAGACUUGGGUCUUUGCCUUUCAACACUGCCCACAGUAUUGGGUAUCUUCUGGUUUGAUGCCAGAGAGAUAGGCAUCUCUGCCUGCUUCACGCAGCUUUUCUUCAUCCACACUCUGUCUCUUGUGGAGUCUUCCGUCCUCUUGUCCAUGUCCAUUGACCGCUACGUGGCCAUCUGCAACCCACUGCGGUACUCCACAGUCUUAACGCCUGCACGUAUUAUCAAGAUGGGCCUGGGAUCUGUUCUUAGAAGCGCCCUGCUCAUCUUCCCACUGCCCUUUCUUCUUAAGCGCUUUCAGUACUGCCGUACGCAUGUGCUGGCCCACGCCUAUUGUCUGCACCUGGAAAUCAUGAAACUGGCCUGCUCUAGCAUCAUUGUCAAUCACAUCUACGGACUCUUUGUUGUGGCCUGCACCGUCGGUGUGGACUCGCUGCUCAUCUUCCUCUCCUAUGCUCUCAUCCUCCGCACUGUGUUAAGCAUUGCGUCCCGCCAGGAGAGACUUCGGGCCCUCAACACCUGUGUUUCCCACAUCUGUGCUGUGCUCCUCUUCUACAUCCCCAUGAUUGGCCUGUCUCUCGUGCACCGCUUUGGCGAACACCUGCCUCGCAUUGUACACCUCCUCAUGUCUUAUGUUUAUCUUCUGGUGCCACCGCUCAUGAACCCUAUUGUCUACAGUAUCAAGACCAAGCAAAUUCGCCAACGCAUCAUUAAGAAGUUUGAGUUUAUGAGAUCAUUUCGGUAA